This is a messenger RNA of Suillus discolor, 426 nucleotides long. RefSeq lists its product as uncharacterized. The annotation marks the transcript as partial. NCBI's taxonomy places the organism in Eukaryota, Fungi, Basidiomycota, Agaricomycetes, Boletales, Suillaceae. The transcript is spliced from 2 exons. The record is from RefSeq and is a predicted model, not a curated record.
UUCACGCCUGCUGGACUAGCGGCUCUCUACUCCAACUCGAACUUUGCGCUAGGGUUCAGCAAUGGAGAGCGUCAAGCAGCUGCUCGUGCACUACUUAGAAACGAGUCACAUCUUGACGGCACACACUACCACACAAAAACACUUGGUGGUCUUCAUCCUGCUUAUAUAGCCUUCAACAAGAUCCCAUCGUCCACGGAGAGGCAGAGCUUGAGUCAGGAAGAAUUUGUCGAGAUGGCUCUUGAAGACGUGUUUGAUGCACUUGCUACUCAAGACCGUCUUGAUGGCGGGUUGUCUCUUCUCAUUUGCUGCCCAGGAUCUCAUUUCACAGAAACCACCACUCCCGAUCGUAUUGCGGUGGACCUUUACAUCACUCCACAAGAACUGCGUGAGGCGCCCGAUCAAAUUGGUGGAGACGUCUCUGUUCUC